AUGGGGUUAAAAAAAAUAUUCACCGUCAAACCUCCAGAGGAGGACACUAUUGAACAAAACCGUUCAAAUUUACAGGAAUUAGGAAUAUCUACAAAACAUCAGGCUCGUAAUACAUCGAAAUUCGCAGCAUAUCGUCAAUAUGCGCUAGAUCAUCAACACGACAAGUUUUAUGCACCCGAAGGAUAUGAACAAUAUGCUCAUCCACAAGAAGUACCAGAAAUACCACCAGAAGAAGAGAGUCAGACUCCUGAGAGUGCUUCUGAGGAUAAGCCACGGUCCAGGCACCAUUUUAAAGGUUUGACAAAGAAACUGGUGAGAAGGUCUACAAGAGAGAAACAAAGAGACGCUGAAUUAGCAAGACAAGAACAAGAAAAUGCAAUUCCUGAUGUUUACAAAGUAAAAUCGCCACCUACAAAUAAUAUCAUAGCACCCAAGGCCAAGAAACCAUUUGAAACAUCUGAUCCUUAUGAAGUUUUCCAAAAUAAGAGGAAUACUCCAUUGAAUAAUGAUGAUCCAUUUUCUUUUGAUAAGCAAAAUUCAUAUACCACUUCUAGUGGCAAUUAUGGUCGUAAGACACCAACUACUUAUGGCUCACCAUUGGGAGGUUCACCUGUGGUGAACAACGGACAGUUUCCCCAGUCCAACGUACAUGAUUCACACAAUAACCGAUUUUCUGGUUACAGUACAGCCUCACCUAAAUCUAAUAACCCUUUUGCAUCGUUUGUACAAGAUAAAUACGCUGGAUCUGUUGAUGAUUUAAAUAGGCAAUUGACAAACUCAAUUUCCAACAAUGACCAUGAUUUAAAUAAACCUAUUAAUAAAGCCUCAACAUGGGCAGAAGAUUAUAAAUAUUGGGAUGAUAAGUAUCAAAAAAAUACAAAGAGUGAUACAGAAAAUGUUGAUCAUGAUUUUGAUUUAAACGGUCCUCCCGGUAUAUUAGAAGAAAAUACAGAAACUAAUAUUGAACUGCCUAGGAGACAUCAACAACAAUUACAAUUAGCUAAAGAACAAGAACCAGUACAGAUAGCCAUGGCUGAAGAAAGUGAACAAAUUUUAAAUGACGAUUUGAAUAGGGUGGCAUUACAGGAGGAUGAAAAUGUUGGUUCUUCGAAACAACAGUAUAUAGAUGAUUAUGAAGAUAUGGGUGAUUAUGGGUAUUGCAAUAUGAUUCAACAAAACGAACCACAGACAAAUAGGUUCAAAACAUUUGAAGAAGUUCAAAGGGAGGAGGAAGAAAGACAAUUACAAGAAGAGGAUGAAGAAGUAGAAGAACUUAAACAAGAAAUCAAAUUUACAAAACAGAGAUCAGUGGCAUCAACACGAAACACUUUAAAAAUGGCUCGCGAAGCUGAAACAAGUGGUAUGAAUGCUUUAGGCUUAUUGGGUGCUCAAAGUGAACAAUUGGGUAAUGUGGAGAAAAAUAUUGAUUUGAUGAAAGUUCACAAUCAAAGUGCAUCUGACAAUGUUGAUAGUUUGAAACGAUUAAAUAGAAACAUUUUAGCCGUUCAUGUGAAGAACCCAUUCAAUUCUAAAAAAAGAUUAUUAGCUAAACAAGAAAAGAUAAGAAACCGUAGAUUGGAAGAAACUAUGCAACGAGAACAUACGAAUCAAGGAAUCAUCAAUUCUACCAAGAGGAUUGAAAAUGCCUUGGAACAAAAUAGCAAGCAUGACCCUUCAGAAUUACAAGAAAAAUACGAUAGACGUAUGAUUUUGGAAAGAAAUCAGAAGUUCCAAUUUGAAAAUGAUGAUGAAGAUGAUGCCAUGGAGAUUGAAAUUGAUCGAAACUUGGAACAGAUUGGACAAAUCUCCAAACGUUUGAAGAAGUUAGCAGUAGCUGCCGGUCAGGAGUUGGACGAUCAACAAGGUAGAUUGAAUAGUAUUGAGGAAGAUACUGAUAAUUUGGAUAUCGAUAUAAACUUGAAUACUCAUAAAUUAGCAUCUAUACGAUAG
This is a messenger RNA of Henningerozyma blattae CBS 6284, 1950 nucleotides long. RefSeq lists its product as uncharacterized. The coding region runs from base 1 to 1950 and encodes 649 amino acids. The transcript has a single exon. Gene Ontology annotation, biological process: vesicle fusion; exocytosis. The record is from RefSeq and is a predicted model, not a curated record. Gene Ontology annotation, molecular function: syntaxin binding; SNAP receptor activity. NCBI's taxonomy places the organism in Eukaryota, Fungi, Ascomycota, Saccharomycetes, Saccharomycetales, Saccharomycetaceae. Gene Ontology annotation, cellular component: SNARE complex; plasma membrane.